CCCGAAGCGCGGCGCGGUCGGGUCCCUUCGGGAGCAGAAGCGAAAAUGGCCGAAGACGCGAAUAGUGCGGAGCCGAGAGACUGCUGGGAUCGCGGCGGACUCGGCGGGCGGGGCCGGGCGGCAAGAUGGCUGCCGCACGGCGAGGGAGAGCUUCCUCCGCGGUGGUAUCCUUCUGCUGUGUCCCCAUGUCCCUCCGCUGGCCUCAGGCCCAGGCCUCCACAGGAUGGCACUUCAGGGCUAGUUUGCUGGACACAUGAAGGCAGCUCUGAGUUCCUGCUUUUUGUUCCUUUAAACUCCCAUGCACACCCUUUCUAUAAGUUCUGAGUAGAAAUUCCACUUUUAAGUGGGAGGGACAUUCACUAACAAUUUAGAGUUGAUAGGACUUCAGUGGGGCGUGCUGGCUCCAUCACCCUCCUUCUUGACCCUGCACCUUGAGUGGGUGGCUGCCUGCCUCCCACCAGGCCCACCUGGAGCAAGAGAGUGAAGACCCCUCACUUUGAAUACUUACAGACUCAUUUUACCAUAAACAAACAAGAAGCGUACAGUGCUCAGGAAAGUUAGUAGACAUUUAACUGCACAAAAAAAGAGAAUAUAUUUUCUUUGAAGAAAAUGAAAAAAAAAGUCAUUUUUUUCUAUCUAGUAACCUGGGCCACAGUCAGGGUAAUGCCCCCAAGGAAGCCUGGUGUUCCAAGGCCGUCCUGCCUGCGGUCACCAGGGAUAUACCCAGCCCUCCUGUUCCAGGCUAGGGCAUUUCCUGUGACACCAGUGGAGUAUGGGUGGAAGCCGCCCCAGGUAGGGAGCCAAUGGCCAGGUCCCUGUGGCCACCCGCAGGUGCGCCUCUGAAGACCUGGCAAGGCGUGCCCCCUAGGGUGGAUGCACAGGCAGGGCCCGUCUCUAGGCCCCACCGGUCCUUAACCACUGGCCAGCUCUCGUCCGUCUCUCUGCAAGUGCUGUUCUGCCUGAGUGGGGCAUAUUACGCCCUGUAUUUCCUAGCUACACUCCUGAUGAUUACAUAUAAAAGUCAGGUUUUCAGUUAUCCUCAUCCUUACCUGGUCCUCGACCUGACUCUGCUGCUUCUGAUGGGGAUUCUGGAAGUGACUCGGUUAUAUCUUGGUGAGUUGACCGAAGACCACAUAGUAGGCACCAAGGGCAACCUGAUGGAGGCCGAGGUGCCGCUGGCCAUCAGCCUGGUCCUCACAGCAGUGGGUGCCCUGCUGUCCACCUACUUCCUGCUCUGGCAGACCCUGGUGCUGCGGGCAGACUCCAUCCUCAGUGCCACACUCCUGGCACUCCAUGGCCUGGAGGCCAUCCUACAGCUGGUGGCCAUUGCUGCCUUCGUCAGCUAGGCAGGCGGUGCCCAGCUUCCCUCCCCACGCCUCCCCCCCUCCCCAGGGUGGGACAGCUCUGGACAGAAGCCACUUCCCCGGAGCUCGGCCAUGUCUGGCUGGCUCCCUCUGGGGUGCGCUGACCUGCUUGAUCACCGAGGGGGGCAGGUGAGGAUGGUGCAUGAUUUCUUGCGGUGCUGUGCAUCUCUCACAUAAUUGCUGGCAUUCCGUGCUUUCCACACUGGUCUACCUGGAGCUACAGGGUGGCGUGGGGAGCCAGGGACCCACAGCUCACGGCAGGCCAAGUCCUGGACAGCAGUCAGCUCUGCUUUGCAACAGAAAGAAAAGAAAUGUGAAGGUGCCAGCAAGCUCUGAUGUUUGGGGGGUUUUUGCAGAGGUGGCCCCUUUCCCCUUGGGGCUCCUGUGGGGAGGUGGUCUGAAGCCCCGGCACUGAGGGGAGGGAGGCAGAGAAUGGGAGAGUGACGGAGAACAGCCUGCCACUGCCCCGGGCUGGGGCUUCAGGGCUCCGAUGUCCAGGCCUCCGUCGGGAAACCAUCAGGAACGUUUGCACUGUGUUAGACGCAGUCACAGAACGAAAGGGCUCCUGGAAGGACUCUGAGUUCAUGUUCUCUAGUAACUUGCCUUCGUUAUAUCACACCCUCUCCACGUUUGGAAUAACAUGUUUGAAUAUCCAGGUAUUUUCUCUUUGCCAUGUUGUCGAAAUAAAUGUUUAUACCUCCCUCAA
Messenger RNA from Mirounga angustirostris (Northern elephant seal), 2070 nucleotides. It is a transcript of the gene TMEM80, whose product is annotated as transmembrane protein 80. Gene Ontology annotation, cellular component: ciliary transition zone. The transcript is spliced from 4 exons. Lineage: Eukaryota; Metazoa; Chordata; Mammalia; Carnivora; Phocidae. Gene Ontology annotation, biological process: non-motile cilium assembly. Bases 804 to 1346 code for a protein of 180 amino acids. The record is from RefSeq and is a predicted model, not a curated record.